Lepus europaeus (European hare) is the source of this 2887-nucleotide messenger RNA. RefSeq names its product poly(ADP-ribose) polymerase family member 12 (gene PARP12). The record is from RefSeq and is a predicted model, not a curated record. The transcript is spliced from 12 exons. Gene Ontology annotation, molecular function: NAD+ poly-ADP-ribosyltransferase activity; metal ion binding. NCBI's taxonomy places the organism in Eukaryota, Metazoa, Chordata, Mammalia, Lagomorpha, Leporidae. Bases 1 to 2112 code for a protein of 703 amino acids.
AUGGCGCAGGCCGCCGCGGUCGCCGAGGUGACCCAGGUGCUGUGCGCGGCCGGCGGCGCCUUGGAGCUGACGGAGCUGCGGCGCCGCCUGCGGCGCGGCCUGGACGCCGACGCCCUGGAGCGGCUGCUGCGGGCGCCCGGGCGCUUCGCCGUGGUGGCGCGGGCCGGCGCGGACGGCGGGGCGGCGGCCCCCGAGCGCGUGGCGCUGGCCGUGUCCCCGCUGCGCCUGUGCCGCGCGCACCAGGCCCCCGCCGCGGGCUGCGUGGGGCUCUGCACGCAGCUGCACCUCUGCAGGUUCAUGGUGUACGGCACCUGCAAGUUCGCCAGGGCCGGGAAGAACUGUAGAAACAAUCACAGCCUGACGACUGAUCACAACCUGAGCGUGCUGAGAACUCAUGGUGUUGACCACCUCAGCUAUACUGAGCUGUGCCAGCUCUUACUUCAGAACGAUCCAUUGCUUCUGCCAGAAAUCUGUCUGCAUUACAACAAAGGAGAUGGACCCUAUGGCUCUUGUACCUUUCAAAAGCAAUGUGUCAAACUCCAUAUCUGCCAGUAUUUUUUACAGGGAGAAUGUAGGUUUGGCACCCACUGUAAGAGAUCUCACGUCUUCUCCAAUUCUGAGAAUCUGGAGAAGUUGGAGAAGUUGGGCAUGAGCUCGAGUCUGCUGAGUAGGCUGUCCUCCAUCUAUAGAAACGCCCUGGACAUCAAGGAUAAGAGCUCUUCCUCCAGCAGAGGGCACCCUCCCACUGCAGGCCAGCAGGCAACGUCUGAAAGAAGAGGCAGUUCAGGUCCUGUGUCCCCAAGCACUCCUAACCAGGAGGAGAGUGAUCAGAUCUGCUUGUAUUAUAUCCGGAAAAGUUGUAGCUUUCAAGAUAAGUGCUAUAGAGUUCAUUUCCAUUUGCCGUAUCGAUGGCAGUUCUUGGAUGGAGGCAAAUGGAGGGAUUUGGAUAAAAUGGAGCUUAUUGAAGAGGCGUACAGCGAUCCCAGGAAAGACAGCGUUCUGUGUACCACGCUGGUCAGUGGCUUUCGCUUUGAAACUCUGUACUUUGACUCCAUGAUGUUUGGUCCUGUGCGGGCUCGCCGGCUCUCCACAGCCUCCUCUGUCACCAAACCCCCACACUUCAUCCUCACCACUGAGUGGGUGUGGUACUGGACUGAUGAGUUUGGUUCUUGGCAGGAAUAUGGAAAACAAGGCACAGUGCACCCUGCCACCACCAUCGGCAGCAGCGACGUGGAGAAGGCCUACCUGGCAUUCUGUGCACCGGGCGCUGGUGCCCAGACAGCCACGCUGAAGUUCCAAGCUGGGAAGCACAAAUACGAGUUAGAUUUCAAAGCCUUCAUUCAGAGAAACCUAGCUUAUGGCACAGUCAGAAAGGUUUGCCGCCGACCCAAAUAUGUGUCCCCCCAGGAUGUGAAGACAAAGCAAAACUGCCAUGUCAAGUUGCAAGGCCCAAAGAAUAUCCCAGACUAUUGGGACUCCUCGGCCCUGCCGGACCCCGGCUUUAAGAAGAUCACCCUCCACUCUUCCUCAGAGGAGUAUCAGAAGGUCUGGCACCUCUUCAACCGCACACUGCCUUUCUACUCUGUUCAGAAGAUCGAGCGAGUCCAGAACCUGGCCCUCUGGGAAGUUUACCAGUGGCAACGAGGGCAGAUGGAGAAGCAAAACGGAGGGAAGGCGGUGGAUGAAAGGCAGCUGUUCCACGGCACCAGCACCAGCUUCGUGGACGCCAUCUGCCAGCAGAACUUUGACUGGCGGGUCUGUGGCCUUCAUGGCACUUCCUAUGGCAAGGGGAGCUACUUUGCCCGAGACGCCGCCUACUCUCACCACUACAGCAAGUCUGACUCUCAGAUCCACUCCAUGUUCCUGGCCCGGGUGCUGGUGGGUGACUUCAUCAGGGGCAACGCGGCCUUCGUGCGCCCCCCCGCGAAGGACGGCCAGAGCAGCGCCUUCUAUGACAGCUGCGUGAACAGCAUGUCUGACCCGUCCAUCUUUGUGGUCUUUGAGAAGCACCAGGUCUACCCUGAGUACCUCAUCCAGUACUCGACCUCCUGCAGGCCUGUGGCUGGGGCCUCCAUCCUGGCCACCCUGGGCUCUCUGUUUGGUAAUCGAUAGUGAGCACUGCCAGGCCCCUGUUGGGCCUUGCAAGAGCUGUGUGAGAGUUCGGGUUUUGGGGUUUUUAGAAACAAAAUAACUUUUAAUGAACUGUUUAAUGUGGACUUCUCGAUGAAGUUGCGUUCUUAAUCUUUUGCUGAUAAGGGUUUUCACUUUUAAGUCACUUUUGGGCUCCCUAGUGGACUCGCCAGCAGUGAUUGUAGGGAGCCCAUUUUUGCUUUUUAAUAAUGGAUUUUUAUUCUCUUUGUUGACUUUGCUGCAUAUUGGCACCAGGUACAGGGUUCUAUACACUAUUUUAUGGAUUUCUUUUAAUUUUUGCGAGUUUCUGUCUCUACAGUGCUUCUGUUUUCCAGGGUCUUGUGGCCUCUGUUUUACUGUUUGUCAGCAUGACACAGUGGCCACGGGUAGAGGAGGACCAAGGGUGGCCGAGGGCAAUACCAUCACUUCUGUUUGUGGCUCUGGCACUAAUCCAGAGAGCUCUGCAGUGGAUGCUCCUAGGCGCUGGCAUUGUUUGGCUUGUGUCAUGGCAUCAAGCGGUGUCACCAAGCCCCUGCUGGUUUCUCCUUGUCCUGGUGGGGGUCGGUUAUCACUUAGAGGAAGCACAUUGACCCUGGCAGGCGGUGUGGAUGAGUGCCCCUGCCAGGACCCUUGGGUCUCAAGUGCCCAGACCUUAUCUCCAAGCACCCUCCAAGUGUGGGCUUUAUGUCCCCCUGAGAUCGAAUAUCUGUGCUGCAAAUGUCACACAAGAGUAUGGAAAUAAAAUAUUUAUCUGAAC